CCUUUGCAAAGGUUUUAAUAAAGGCAAGACUUUUUACUGAUCUGGUCUCGUCUCUAUUCCUUAUUGGCAUCUCAAGGAAUUGAGAGCCUUUAUCAGUCGGGCUUUCAUCCAGGCCUGGCUCCUUUUGUAACAGAACUGGCGUAGCCAAGCCAGGAGUGUCCCUUUAGACAACCUCUGCUGUCUCGUACGGAGCCGCAGUACAUUGGAUGAGAGCGCUCCAGGUCCAAGUUGUUUGGCCUGCAUCCAGGCCUGCGCAGAGCCAGUCGAGACACCAGAGUAUCGCUACCGGACCUCCAGUAAAUCGAGACCAGAAUCUUCUGAUUGCCAGCGCAAGCGGGUCAGACAGGACACCAGAAGACAGAUACUCUCAGGAGUUCCAGAGAUUGCCACUGGACGCCGCUAUUCAUCCCUUUAGACCAGGAGAUUGGGUCCGGAUCAAGACGUGGAAAAAGGAAACGCUUCAGCCUGAGUGGAGCCAACCGGUCCAGGUGCUGUUAACAACAGAUGCAGCGUUAAAGAUUGACGGCAAGGCCAAGUGGAUCCACCACACCAGAGUCAAGAAAGCAUCAGCACCUAUCGGGGUGCAGGAGCCAGGGACGGGAAUAGCCAAGGAUUCCCCAACAGGUGAGGGACGGAAGAAGACUCCUGAAGAAAAGUGGCUUUCGCAGACAGUCCCCGGUCUGAGCCUGAAGCUACAUCUCCGCAGAGUGCCCCAGACUUAGUUAUUAGCCCCGCAGCUCAGAAUAUAGUUAAUCCAUAUUACAUAUCCAUAGCCAUAAUUAUAGCAUGUAUGGUUUUUAUUAUGUUGCUUUAUCUUGCAUUCUAUUUCCGGCAUGGACACGCCCCUUGACCAGGAAUGGGUCCCUGUCACAAACUAACACCUUCCUUAAGUUGGUGCAGGAGGUAGUUACCCAGUUCCAACUCACUAGCUGUUGGGUGUGUGCCCCUUUGCAGGUGCAACAUGGCCAGAUUCCACUAUAUCCUCUUCCUCUCACCAUACUCGAAUUGGCUGUAGACCAUCCAGCACGUAAUCAGACUUGGCCACAAAGGGAUCAGGUACAAGUUAAGAGAAGGAAAGGAUUAUGGUGUUGGGAAAACAAUGAUGGCAUAGGGCCCCAGUUGGGCUACUCCUCUUGUUUUUACACACACAAAAGAGGCCCAUGGCAGAAGUGGCCAGAUGGGAUCCCUUGUCUUAAUUUACAGCAUAACAACACCCACAUAAAUAACACCAGGUGUAAUUGCACACCACAGGGCAUGAAGUACACAUUCCAGAAAAAAACCCCUUGUCAUUGCGGCCACACAGGACUAGACGAUUAUUGGCAAUGGUAUGGUUUAACCUUAUGUCGUGCCAACAGUUGGACCACUAACAUUCCAGACCAAACCACUAUGCUUAGAUGGUACAAAGGAGAUCAGCCCCAAGCUUGGUCUGAAAUAUACAUAGCUUCCGACUCUUGGUACGCCAAAGAGCGGAAGGGAAGGGGGAUAGAUACCUGCAUGCCCACAGCCCCAGGAGUAACUAGAUGCAAUGCUAGUGGCCCUAUAUACACUGAGCCAUUGUUCAUGAGCUGGUACUUCACCCCACAGCAUGGUUUUCAGUCUCAUUUGAAUGGAACCAUGCAAGCCAGAUAUGGCCCUUGGGUAAAUGUGCACUUAAGCAUCAUUGGUUUGUUUGUGGAACUACUGCAUAUACAUGCUUGCCCCCUGACUGGAUAGGAAGCUGUUAUGUGGCCUACCUAAUACCUAACAUCAAUGUUAAGCCCAAAGGGCAACAUAUAUUUAGACCAUUGUACACGAAUACCAGAGACAAAAGGCAUGCCUUACACGCUGGAGACCAUAGCUGAGGAAGUGAGGUUUGGACCCCCCAAGAUUUGAUCGAUGAAUACAAACCACUGACAUGGAGCUCUAUUGGGAUCGUUGGAGCUAGAUCCAUGACCAAUAGCCUGCUGAGAUUGCAAGCUGUAGUAGAAGUAGUUACUAAUGCUACUGGCGAAGCAAUACGCACCUUAACACAGGAAACUGAGCAGAUACGUAAGAGAUUGGUCAUACACCAACAAGGCCUUGACCUCUUACUCGCCAGCUCAGGUGGGCUCUGCGCUACCUUAAACACUAGUGGUGAGUGCUGUGUUGAAAUUGGAGAUGAAUCACAGGUAAUUAAUCAAUUAGUAGACCAUGCAGAAAUAACAGCAUAUGUGGGCAAUCAGCAGUGGAAGGGCCUAAAUUGGGACUGGCUUACCAGCUGGCUGCCAAAUUGGGCCUGGCUGAAACAUCUAUUUGUUAUUGGCUGCAUUGUAUUCCUUAUCCUUAUGUGCUUACCAUGUAUCAUAUCCUGUGUAUCUGGCAUGCUUAUUCGGGUCAUGAAAAGAAAGGCCCAGCUGAUGAUGUAUCAGCAGCUAGCCUUGCAUGAGAUACAGGGAGAGUAUACUGAAAUGGCACCAUCUCAUGAGGAGGUAUGGAACCAUACUGUUUAUGCCCCCCAAGCAGUUCCUACCGGAGAGGAAAAUGUUUAUGCCACCAUAGAUAAUUAAGAAGAUACUUUCUCACUUUUUGAAAUUAAGAAAGUAUCUGAGGGGCAAAUGUUGUAAUGAGUUAAAAUUAAAAUGUUAUACUGAAAUGAAAUCAAAUAAUGCAAAAUGAAACAUAUGCUUGUUUUCCUUGCUUUGUGAAAAGUAUGGGAGUUUUCCGCUUAUCUGCUUCGUUAGCAAUUAAAGAUGUUAUUCCCAGCUUGUAGCAUCAAAGGUCAAGGAUAAAGGAAGUCUGAAGAUGAGAAGUGGACCAGAAUAGACAGAUGCUGAGAAAUUAAACAAUGAUGUAUUCUUAAUGAGCUAUGCAUUUCUGAUACUAUGUAUGUGACGCAUCUAUAGCCUAUAAAUAUGAUGACUGUCAGCUAU
Molecule: messenger RNA, 2888 nt
Organism: Rhineura floridana
Lineage: Eukaryota; Metazoa; Chordata; Lepidosauria; Squamata; Rhineuridae
Exons: 2
Coding region: 787-1713 (308 amino acids)
Source: RefSeq, a predicted model, not a curated record